Parnassius apollo (apollo) is the source of this 1461-nucleotide messenger RNA. NCBI's taxonomy places the organism in Eukaryota, Metazoa, Arthropoda, Insecta, Lepidoptera, Papilionidae. The record is from the annotation of a GenBank genome assembly.
AUGUUUAUGUUCCUUGCGGUCGUGAGCGCAGUUGCUGCGGCAGGGCAGGCACUGGAGAAUCCCGUUGUAAAUACUACACAAGGACAGAUACAGGGAUACAAAGUAGCCGAUGAGAAUUAUUACGCCUUUUACGGAAUUCAUUAUGCAGGAUCGGUGUCAGGCGGAAACAGAUUUAAGGUCGCUCCACCACCGCCUACUUACACAGGUGUUUUUGUGGCAGUUAAUAACGAGGUGAUAUGUGCCCAACCAACGUCUCGCGGUCUUAUUGGAGUUGAAGACUGUUUAACUCUCAAUAUAUUUACACCCAAUCUUACCGCUUCCCAACCUGUACUGGUUUGGAUUCAGGGUGAAGAGUUCACAACGUCGGACCCAACGAUACACUCUUUUAAAAAUUUUAUGAAUGAAAAUAUUGUGGUUGUGAAGAUCAACUACCGACUUUCCAUCUUUGGAUUUCUUUGUUUAGGAGUCCAACAGGCACCUGGAAAUGCCGGAUUGAAGGAUGUUGUGCAAGGAUUAAAAUGGGUUAAAGAAAAUAUAGCUGGGUUUGGCGGCGAUCCAAAUAAUAUAGUAUUAUUUGGCCAUGGAUCAGGAGCAGCUAUGGUCGAUCUCAUUACUUUGUCACCUAUGGCCGAAAAUUUAGUGCAUAAAGCGAUCGUUCAAAGUGGAUCAGCACUGUCUCCAGGAGCUAUAGCUUACGAUCCUGUUGGAUACGCUGAGGCAUUAGGAAAAAAACUUGGUUAUGUCGAUAAAACAAAGGAAGAAUUAGCUAAUUUACUAACUACUACAGAUAUAAACGAAUUGGUUAGUGCACUAACUGCUUUUGAAUUAUUUAACAAUACAGCAUUAUUUUCACCCUGUAUUGAAAAUGAUGUAGACAAAGACAAUGUGUUUCUUAAGGAUGCACCAAUAAAUAUACUGCGUUCUGGUAACUAUAGUCACGUGCCUUAUAUAGCUGGUUUCACUGACAAAGAAGGUACAAUAAGAGCUUAUGAAGCAGCUUACAAUCAAUGGUUAGACAGUAUGGAAGGAAAUUUUGAAGAUUUUAUCCAAGUCGAUUUAGACCUCGCAUCGACAUCGCAAGCAAACAAAACUGCUCUUGUGAAUUCCAUACGCGAAUUUUAUUUUGGAAAUAAGACCAUUAACAUGGAGGUAAUUGAAAAUUACUUGGAUUAUCACGGGGAUACUAUGAUACUUGUAUCCAUAGCGAGAGGUGUACGUGAAAGGGCAAAUACAUCUACCGCGGAAGUAAGACUUUACAAUUUUGGAUAUUUGGGAACUUAUAAUUCCAAUUGGGCGUUUCCGGAAAUCCCUUUAACGGGUGUGAUGCAUGGCGGUAUUUUAAAUUAUUUGUUAAAUUUUGACCUAAAACCAAACGAUGUAGAUACUAUGCAAAGAAUUAUACAACGAUAUUCAACAUUUAUAAGGACUGGGUUAGUAAAACUACUUCGUCCAGAUUUUUAG